Oldenlandia corymbosa var. corymbosa is the source of this 1836-nucleotide messenger RNA. Lineage: Eukaryota; Viridiplantae; Streptophyta; Magnoliopsida; Gentianales; Rubiaceae. The record is from the annotation of a GenBank genome assembly.
AUGGGUUUUUGCCUGGAUGGCUACUGGGGAGGAGUUAGAAUCCAUCAUCGGGCGCUUAUCUUUGAGGAGACUGAAUCAGUUCGCCAUUCCACCAGUUCGUUGAAUAUUACUCAUAUUGAUCCCUCCCUCACGAUUGUUGGGAAGCUCCACUGCCCGAGAGUAGUUUCUCAUGACUCCAUUGGCGCUCAUUGCCGGAAUAUUUGGUCUCUUCGCCAUGGAUUCACAGUGAAGCCUGUGGGUGACAACAAGGAUCAAGGUGAAUAUCAAUAUUCAAAAUUCUCUAAUAGGGUUCUUCAAUUUGAACAUGAAGGAAAGGAGAUCAAAAUCCCCCUACAGUACGAAAGGCUACCGGAGUUUUGCUACCAUUGUGGGAUUAUUGGUCACAUCGAAAGCGGUUGUCCGACGAGGCCACUUGCUGCCGGAAGUUCUGUUCUGCCACCACAGUAUGGUAGUUGGCUUAAGGCGACGGGUCACUGGAAUCCGUUUGUCUCACGACGUCCAGCACAUGAACCAGGCCCUUCCCACGUUCCUGAAGAUUCGGAUGACGAAACUAUUCCAUACCAUGACCGCCAAAGCCACUAUGUUGCCACAACAGGCAGAAACCGCACUCCAUUAUCCCACGUUCCUUCAACAUCCAACCCAAACCCUAAUUCCACCAACUCCCCUCCUGCUUCUUCGCCACUUCCAUGUGUCAAUCCUUCCUCCGAAAUGCCACCUUUAGCCUCUUUCCCGCCUCUUCCACAUACUGUUUCCCCCCCUGAUAUGCCACCUUCACUCUCUUAUCCCACCACAACACCAUGUCUAUCAACCCCUCUGUCUCUGCCAUCUAAAGGACAGUGUUCAUCAUCACCUGAUUAUGCCAAUGCUUCUUGUCCAGUUUUCAACGAUCCCCUUAACUCUCACAAUGCGGUGGAUGCUCUGAACUCUCCAAGCAACCCUCCAAACAUUGCUGCCAUCACACAUACUUCUCCAAAAAUCGGAAACCUCUCAUCACAAUCUCACAGUUUGCUCAAUAACUCAACUCACUCCUCCAAACUCCAUAUUUUACCAGCGUCACUGUCAAAAGAUUCUCCAUCAUCCUUGUCUCUGUCUUCCUCAAUCCAAGACCAUCAGAAUGUCCCAUGUUCCACAAUUCCACCUCCCCUCAGUCCUAAUUUAACGAUGGUUCCAAUGACCCUUGAUUCCACGAUUCCACCUCCCCUCACGCACUGUCAAACACCAACUUCUUCCUCCCUGAUUGACAAUGAAAUGAGUCCAGUUUCUGAUCAUUCCUCCACCCCAUUAGACCAACAGAAUGUCCCAAACUCCACAAUUCCACCUCUCCCCAGUCCCUAUUUGGUGACGGUUCCAAUGACCCUUGAUUCCCCUGCUAGGAAGGUAGCCCGUAGGUUUCAAACAGCUCGCUGUCGCAUUCUACGGAAUGAUUCUGUAAAUAUUCCCUCCUCAACUUCAGGAAAGCGCAAAUUGUUUCUGGACGAAUUCGAUGGCCAAGAUCUUCACAUGGUGGACAUUGAAGUAAUUGGGAAAAAGCCCCGUCUGAAUAAUCUUGCUAUCUCUGGUGUUUCUUCCUCUUCUCAACUUUCUAUGGAUGGCGCGAAUGGAAAUUUGGGUGGUUUGGCUAUGCUUUGGCAGAAGGAAAUUGUUGUAAAUUUGCGUGGUUUCUCUGAUAGAAUGAUCGAUGUAGAUGCUGAAUUAAAGAGUCAUUCAAUUCGGAUCACCGGAGUUUAUGGCCAACCUGAUGUGUCACUAAGAAGGGAAGCCUGGAAUAAGAUGAAGUCGAUGUUUGAUCCUGACCGAAAACCGUGGGUUUUAUUUGGUGAUUUAAUGAAGUUCUGA